GCUUUGUCACUUCACGACUGUUGAAGUCACAUUAUGAAAUCGAAAAUCGAAGUUUAUCAAUGCAUGCGAUGAUAACAGCUUCAGAGAGCAAUCCAAGUGAUGUUGAACGCGGAAACGGUUACUGACGACGAUCUGGAGCUGGAGCUUUAGCGGCGGCGUAGAGCUCGGUUCCCGCUAGGGAGCACCGGUCCCUCCGCCCAAAGAGCUGUGGAUAUUUGGACCAGAUACGUUAACCCAUCAGACCCAGCUGUGUCUGCUCUAUCAGCGCUUUUGCGCUUCCUUCUCUUGGCGCGGAUAGCUCAAAGCUCUCGGAAGACGGGUCGAUGCGCUUGUUCUGAGCAACAGUCGUCAUGUCGAAUCCCACCGCCGAAUGGGAUAAAGUAGGCGACCGCUUCUACCGCAAGGUCCAGCUGUAUACGGCCGUUUUCGAUCAGGAUUUUGAACUUGAAAACUAUAUCCUGCGAGCUGCACCCUAUGGCGGGGCUAUAGCUCUGUAUCGUGACGAGGACAAACUCCAUGCAUAUCGAGGCACCCAGGCCGCCAAAUCGAGCAUAGAUAUCUAUAGCUGCGCCGGGAAAUUGAUUCGACGGGUUAACUGGGACAAAGGUUCCGUCAAAGGACUGGGUUGGUCCGAGGAUGAGAAACUGCUGGUCAUAACUCAAGAUGGGACUGUGCGCUGUUACUAUGACUUGCAGGGCGACUUUACUCAAUUUUCACUCGGAAGCGGGGCUGAAGAUAUCGGUGUGAAGGAAUGCCGCUUCUGGUCCACUGGUUUUGUUGCUCUCCUGAACAAUAACCAUUUGAUCGCCGUGUCGAAUUAUGAUGAGCCGCGCCCGAAGUUAUUAGCAUCACCACCAGAGUCGACGGUACAUUCUUGGACGAUUAUUCCCCCGGCAUAUAGCUUGUCGCGCUCUGUCGAGGUUCUCCUUGCCAUCGACCAGACCAUCUACGUUGUUGAUGCCACUGAGUCCGAGGAUCGCAUGCUUCAGAAUGGACCUUUCCAUCAUAUCAGUGUCUCUCCCAAUGGGAAAUUUGCAGCACUAUAUACAGAGGAUUCAAAGCUGUGGGUUAUCAGCAGUGACUUCCAGAACAAGCUCAGCGAGUAUGACUCCCGGGUCAAAACAAUCCCCAAUGACGUCCAAUGGUGUGGGAACAAUUCCGUGAUUCUGGCUUGGGAGGAUGAAAUACAUAUGGUUGGGCCUAGUGGCGCUUCUACGAAGUACUUUUACGAUGGACGUGUUCACGUACUGCCCGACGUUGAUGGUGUCCGCCUUAUCACUAAUGACCUCUGCGAGUUCCUUCAAAAAGUACCAGACGUAACAGAAGAUGUCUUUAAGCUCGGAUCUUCUUCUCCGGCCUCAGUGCUACUGGAUGCUGUAGACCAACUGGAUAAGAAAUCGCCCAAAGCAGACGACAAUAUUCAGCUCAUCCGGCCAAACCUCGUUGAAGCUGUCGAUACUUGUGUCAAAGCGGCUGGGCAUGAAUUCAGCAUUCACUGGCAGAAGCAGCUAUUAAAGGCAGCGUCAUUUGGCAAAUCCGUCAUUGAUCUUUAUAACAGCGAUGAGUUUGUUGACAUGUGCGAGGUCUUGCGGAUUCUUAACGCCGUUCGAUUUUAUGAGAUUGGUUUGCCCAUUUCUUACGAGCAAUUCGUCCGUUUGUCACCAGAGAAGCUGGUGCAACGGCUUAUCAAUCGACAUGAAUAUCUUCUGGCACUUCGUGUUUCAGAAUAUCUGCGGCUCCCAACUGAUAGGGUUUAUGUACAUUGGGCCAGCCAGAAGGUUCGGGUUUCGACAGAAGAUGAAGAGAGCGUUUGUCGUCUCAUCGUCCAGAAAUUGGAGGGCAAGCGCGGGAUUUCCUUUGAAGAAAUUGCCCGUGCGGCAUAUGAUGAAGGACGAGGUAGGCUAGCCACAGAGUUGCUAAACUACGAACCUCGCGCGGGCAAGCAAGUCCCGCUGCUCCUGAACAUGGAAGAGGACGAAAUCGCACUAGACAAAGCGAUCGAGAGCGGAGACACCGAUUUGGUGUUCUUCGUCCUUCUUCACCUAAAGAAGAAGUUAUCCCUAUCAAGCUUCUUUCGCGUGAUCAAUAAUCGGCCAGUGGCUACUGCGCUUGUGGAGUCGUCUGCUCGUGCUCAGGAUUGGGAGUUACUUAAAGAUUUGUAUUAUCAGGAUGAUCGCAGAUUAGAUGGCUCGGACUUGCUCAUCUCUGAGGCUUUGAAAGUAGAAGACAUGAACUCUCGGUUUGAUAAGCUGAAGAUGGCGCAGAAGCUCCUUCAGGACUCCAAGGAACACACUUUUCAGAUCAAAGCCAUGGACGAGGCGCAGCGCCUGCUCAAAAUGCAGGACGCUUUUGACAAAGACGUGGAAUCGGACCUCACAGGUCUUUCUGUCAACGAGACCAUCUUCCAGCUCACCAAGCUUGGGCACAUGAAGAGGGCGCAAAAGGUUCAGUCGGAAUUUAAGGUUCCAGACAAGACAUUUUGGUGGCUUAGACUGCGGGCUUUAGUAGCCAAACGCGACUGGACGGAACUUGAGGAGUCAGCCAAGGUUAAAAAAUCUCCAAUUGGGUGGGAGCCCUUCUUCAACGAAAUUUUGGGAGCUGGAAAUACCAAGCUCGCAUCUCAAUUCAUACCGAAAUGUACGACCCAGACACCAGCGGACCGUGUAGAAAUGUGGAUGAAGUGUGGCUUGAUGGUCAAAGCCGGCGAAGAAGCUUUGAAAGCUAAAGACGUCGAAGCACUAGAAAACAUCAAAUCCAAAGCCACAGGGAGCGCAGCAAACGAAAUAGACCGGAUGAUCUCACAGUUGACCCGUUCGAGAUGAUGAAACUUAGAGCAUCUUUCUAAUUGAGUAUUUAUGAUAUCCAUUGACAAUGAAGACAGCCUAGCGCCUUGCAUCAAAUUAAUUAUCAUCGUUUAAAAUUAAACCCGACGCUUUAUCACGCUAAUAC
This is a messenger RNA of Xylona heveae TC161, 2949 nucleotides long. Its product is annotated as vacuolar protein sorting-associated protein. Bases 351 to 2822 code for a protein of 823 amino acids. Gene Ontology annotation, cellular component: HOPS complex; cytoplasm; lysosomal membrane. The record is from RefSeq and is a predicted model, not a curated record. Gene Ontology annotation, molecular function: actin binding. Gene Ontology annotation, biological process: intracellular protein transport; vacuole fusion, non-autophagic; endosomal transport. The transcript is spliced from 7 exons. Lineage: Eukaryota; Fungi; Ascomycota; Xylonomycetes; Xylonales; Xylonaceae.